UGAUAAAUGAUAAUAAUAUAAAUUAUAAACUUUGGGUACUUGGGAUCAGGGUACUCGGUAGUCGGUGUCGACCUCGGAUUAUUGGAUUGUCCAAUAUUUUAAAUUUUCAGUCUAAAAUUCAAUAUAUUCGUUUCAUUAAAAACCCUAAACAGAUCAAUCAGAAAAUUAUUAAAUUUUUGAAAAAUAUAAUAUCAGGCAUAAUUUGAAUGAAAACACAAUGAAGUGUUUUUAUGAAGUGUUGGAAGUGUCACGCGAUGUCUCUGCUGAUGAUUUGAAAAAAUCUUAUAAGAAAUUAGCAUUGAGGUGGCAUCCGGACAAAAAUCCAGAUAGUGUUGACGAAGCUAAAGAACAGUUUCAAUUAAUUCAGCAAGCAUAUGAGGUACUAGGUGACCCACGUGAACGCCAGUGGUAUGACAACCACCGAGAGUAUAUUAUUAAUAGUGGCGAUACACCUGUUAAUGAACUUAAUCUUUUUAAGUAUUUUUCACCUUCUUGUUACAAAGGUUUUGGUGAUGAUGAUAAAGGAUUUUAUUCAGUAUACCGUGAGGUAUUCAAUACUUUAUUGGUCGAAGAAAGUGUUUAUUUUGAAGUAGAUCCUGAUGAUAUUCCAACAUUUGGUCGAUCAGACAGUGACUAUACUGAUAUUGUGCGACCAUUCUACAACUUUUGGUGUGGUUUCAAUACACAUAAACCAUUUGGAUGGUUAGAUGAAUAUGACAUACGACAAGCCCCCAACAGACGUGUAGUCAAAUUAAUGGAAAAAGAAAAUAAGAAGAUUCGCGAUAAAGCUAAGAAAGAGCGUAAUGAUAAGAUACAAGCAUUGAUAGAAUUUGUACGUAAACGUGAUAAACGAUUAAAAGCAUAUGCCGAGACUCUUAAGUUAAAAUCAGCGGAAAACAGUAAGAGAAUCGAAGAAGCAAGACGAAAAAGAAUAAAAGAUAAACAAAAAGAAAUGGCCAAUUAUAAAGAAUCUGAUUGGUCAAAGUUUUCUAAUGUAGAAGAGGAAUUAAAAGUAAUUGAAGAAAGCCUUAUUGCUGAAUACGGUAGUAGUGAUGAAUUUGAUUCAGAUGAUGAAACGGCUAACUGCUUAUACUGUGUGGCUUGUAAUAAAGUAUUUAAAACAGAAAAAGCAUUUCAAAACCAUGAAAAGUCUAAAAAGCAUAAAGAAAAUAUCGACUUUAUUAAAGUCGAGAUGUUGAAUGAUGAAAAACUGCUUAUUGAUGAAGAAUCUGAUAAUAAUAAUAGUUCUGAUGACAACAGGCAAAGUCAUUCUGAUGAAGAAAGUGCUGUAGACGAAGCAGAAUACGAUAGUUCUAAUAGCAAUGAGGAGUCUUGCAACAGUUUAAGUAGUGAAACUGAAGCUAAGGAAUUUAAUAAAAAUAAAAUAAAAAAUAUCAAUCUAUUAAAUGUUCAAAAUGAUAUUGAUACAGAUGAUGUAUUAGAAGCUGAUUUAAGUAGUGAAGAAGAAACAGCAAAUAUAAAAAGAAAACCAAGUAAAAAGAAAAAGAAACAUUCACAGACCUUUGAUGAAGUUAAUGUAUUAUACUGUUUGACAUGUGAUCAGUCUUUUAAAACUGAAAAAGCUUUACACAAUCAUCAGACAUCUAAAAAGCAUAAAGACAAUGUUGUGCUGAUAAGUGCUAAAAAGACUAACGAUGAUGAUCAUAAUCCUAUACCUGAUGACACCGAUAAUUAUUCAGUGCCAGAAGUGGAGACCGAAGUAGCAUCGAAAGAGAAUCAACCUCAAGAAGAACCAACAGCAGAAAAGUCAACGAAAAACAAAAAAAAACAAAAAAUAGUUGAAACCCCCAAAAUCAAAAAGUCCAAUCAUGCGUGUGGUGUUUGUUCAUCAGUAUUUUCAUCAAAAAACAAACUACAUCAACAUUUAAAAGAUGCAAACCACGCAGUUCUAAAAACAGAAGUUGUAAAUGAUCGCAAGUGUAAAAAAAAAGGAAAAUAAUUACUAUAGUAUCGCAUUUUUUUUUUUUUUUAUGUGUUUUGGUGGAUUAAUUAAAAACUUUUUAUAUGUUUAGUAUAA
Molecule: messenger RNA, 2038 nt
Organism: Acyrthosiphon pisum (pea aphid)
Lineage: Eukaryota; Metazoa; Arthropoda; Insecta; Hemiptera; Aphididae
Product: dnaJ homolog subfamily C member 21
Exons: 2
Coding region: 218-1960 (580 amino acids)
Cellular component (GO): cytoplasm
Molecular function (GO): zinc ion binding; nucleic acid binding
Source: RefSeq, a predicted model, not a curated record